Molecule: messenger RNA, 1467 nt
Organism: Penicillium cataractarum
Lineage: Eukaryota; Fungi; Ascomycota; Eurotiomycetes; Eurotiales; Aspergillaceae
Product: serine/threonine protein kinase CDC7
Exons: 4
Coding region: 1-1467 (488 amino acids)
Biological process (GO): protein phosphorylation; mitotic DNA damage checkpoint signaling
Cellular component (GO): nucleus
Molecular function (GO): ATP binding; protein serine/threonine kinase activity
Source: RefSeq, a predicted model, not a curated record
AUGUCCACCCUGCGCGGGGCCCCCGCGGGUGUCUUUGAACUCAAGCGCAGCAGCUCCGGUCAAGGCCUACAGGUGGACAAAGAACGAUACACGUCUGAAGAAGAUGAUCGGAGGACGUCCGCUGGAGACCUGCCACAAGGAGAGAGCGAAUACGAGGAAGAAGAGGAGGUGGACGAGACAGUGCGGGAAGACAUGAGCAAACUGGAAGACACCUUUCCGGGUAUUUCAGAACGAUUCCGACUAAUCAAUCGGAUCGGAGAAGGGACUUUCUCUACCGUGUACAAGGCCGAGGACCUACUUUACAACCACUACCACAACGACUGGGACAUUUUCGGCCAGGCGCAAGAACGAGAACAAGAACAAGAAGAAUGGGAUAACCCUCCAUCCAAGCGGCGCAGAGUGGACGGGGCUUCUGGAGGACGCAAGAAAGCGCGCUUCGUGGCGCUGAAGAAGAUCUAUGUCACAAGCAGCCCAAUCCGGAUCCAGAACGAAUUGGAGCUUCUCCAUGAUCUUCGAGGAUGCAAAUCCGUAUGUCCGUUGAUUACAGCCUUCCGUUACCAGGAUCAGGUUGUAGCAGUUCUGCCCUACUUCCCGCAUACCGACUUUCGCAUUCAAUAUCGCACCUUCAUGGUAGCGGACAUGCGCCACUAUCUGAGGUCCCUCAUAACGGCAUUAAAGUCGGUCCAUGAACAUGAAAUUCUGCAUCGAGACAUCAAGCCAACAAAUUUCCUCUACAAUCCUGACUUGAAAGAAGGUGUUCUUGUUGACUUUGGUCUGGCAGAGCGCCAGGGUUCCGAGUACAGCAGCCCAUGCCUCUGCUCCCAUCAGAACUACGUUCGCCGCAGCCGGAUAUUGUCUAGCUACUUUUCCAAAAACCCGCCAGCCAACGGCCUCUCCGGUGGUUACCCCAAGGCUGAUUCUCGACCCUCAAGGCGGGCUAACCGGGCCGGAACACGAGGAUUCCGAGCACCAGAGGUUCUAUUCAAAUGCACAUCACAGACCACCAAGAUUGACAUGUGGUCCGUCGGCGUGAUUCUUCUCACUUUGCUUGGACGGCGUUUUCCCUUCUUCAACUCGGCAGAUGAUAUCGAUGCUAUGAUCGAAAUGUCAAGCAUCUUUGGCACUCGGAGGAUGAAGACGGCUGCCGCGAUGCAUGGCCAGAUCUUUGAGACCAACCUGCCUACCAUAGGAGAAAAGGGAUACAGCUGGGAAAAGCUGGUCAAAUGGUCCAGCUGUGUUGAAGACUUGACAGAAAGCGAGUCUCAAGCGACGCGUCUGCUGGCAGGAUUGAUGGAACUUGACCCAUCCAAGCGCUUGAGUGCCGAUGAGGCUCUGAAUCAUGAAUUCUUUACGGACCCCGUCCUCCAUGAUGUGGAAUGGGGUGGUAAUCCGGAGGAGGGAAGUGUUGAUUCAGAGGAAGAGGACGAGGCAGGGGAAGACGAGGCCGAUGAGGUCGCCAUGCUAUGA